Messenger RNA from Diatraea saccharalis (sugarcane borer), 1767 nucleotides. The record is from the annotation of a GenBank genome assembly. NCBI's taxonomy places the organism in Eukaryota, Metazoa, Arthropoda, Insecta, Lepidoptera, Crambidae.
AUGGAUGAUUUGAGGUCAUUGAGUUCUAAUGUUGUUCAUUCCUUACUCGGUCACUGGGUUUGGUUAAGCGUGGUGUGCCUCGCGACAUCGAUGGCAGCGCCCGCGCCACAGCCUUAUCCCCUCGCCCUGGACAUCAUAGACAUGGCAGCCAUCAGUAGAAUGAGUCCACAGCAGCUCGAGAAACUAGCGGAAGGCUUGGCUGCUGAAGAAAUUAUGAGAACAAAGCGAUCGUCAGCGCAAGCGCUCGGCACAGCUGUCGUAUCUAAGGCGUCCUCAGGACUUCUUCAGACUAAAGUCGGACUGCUGGGCCAGGCCUCCGCCGGUGCAGCCACCCUCAUAGCAUCUGCCUCCAGCAAGAAUGGACAUGAAGACCAUGGAUAUUCAUAUGAGCCGCACGACGAAAAGUAUGAUUACUGGGGACUAAAGAAAUCCAUACUUUACACGUUGUUCCAAGCAGUGAAGGCUAUCACUGGAGGGGUGACCAUCCUCAAGGGUCAGCUGAUCAAGGGGGGCGGUGCCUUAGCUGCCACCUUAGGAAAGGUUAUAUCGGGGAAAGGGGAUGUUGUUAGCAAUCUGGGCAAGAAGAUCGUCAGCUCCGCAGCCUUGAGCAAUAAGAAACCUCAUGUCUUUCUGACUCUAAUGUUUAACCAAAGUGAAUUGAAGUUCCAUUGUGUUGAUAUUCCAGCGCCCGUAUAUGGCCCCCCUCCAGCUCACGUAGAGUACGGCCCCCCGAGCGGGUACGGCGCCCCCACGGCGCCGGCGCACUACACGCACACCGCGCCCGCCGUCCCCGUCGCGCCCACAGGCUUCGCGGCGCAUAAAUACCCUUCACAUCUAGACGAGUUAAUAGUGAUGUCGUCCGUGGUCGAUGAUGUGAUCACAAACCCACCACCACCGGAACCCUCCUACGAACUUUUGCAUCGUUACUAUGAUCUCGUGAACGAGAUAUGCGGAGCAGCUGCAUCAACAUAUACCUGCCGAGGUAAACUGAACGGGCUUCACGCCGGAGUAGUGUUACUGACGCCCCUGGGCGACGCCACGCCCGACGACACGCACGCGGAGCACACACCGCUCGAGCCGCCGCCCUCGAUACUGCACACUGUAUACAGCGCCAUCAAAAAUGUCUUCACGCCCCCACCGCAGACCGACGACUAUGCCCCCAAUCAUAUAAGCCGACCUGAAGAGGAAAUAUCCGCCCACCAACCGCCCCCUCCGCCCCAACCGGUGCCACCUUUCAAACCGAUGAGCUGGGACGCCGUCAACUCCUACGGCGAACCGGCGAUGGCCGAAGCCUAUCCGGAUUACGACCCGCGCCACCCGCAUCCCCCGUUCAAUUACGCGAUGGCCAAACACUCUAGUGUCCCAGUCCGUAAACAAAAAACUGGUCUGACUGCUGAAAAAAUACAAAAAAUCAAUAACAAUCUUAAAAAAUUACAAGCGUACAUGAAUCAAAACCAAAGAUCCUCAGAAGUCUUGCCCACUUUUGUAGGCCUAGACAGAUACCAGGAGAUGCUUCAGAAAGGGCUAGUGCCCAUUUUUCCAACUCAAGUUGUUAGCGAUAAUGAAUUAGGGGUCCUCCCGGCCGACCUCCUCCCUGACCAUGACGUCACCAAUAAGUCCACCACGUCCUCCACCACGACCUCCACUACAACCUCUACCACGACAACAACAGUCGCGCCAAAGACUACGAAGACUCCGGAAGACGAAACGAAUAGAAGAAAAGACGCGAAAUACAUACUGCGCGGAAACAAGAUCGUUCAAGUUUGA